Ochlerotatus camptorhynchus is the source of this 425-nucleotide messenger RNA. RefSeq names its product cytoplasmic phosphatidylinositol transfer protein 1-like. Gene Ontology annotation, biological process: phospholipid transport. Gene Ontology annotation, molecular function: phosphatidylinositol transfer activity; phosphatidylinositol binding. Gene Ontology annotation, cellular component: cytoplasm. NCBI's taxonomy places the organism in Eukaryota, Metazoa, Arthropoda, Insecta, Diptera, Culicidae. The transcript has 6 exons. The record is from RefSeq and is a predicted model, not a curated record.
GUAGGGCUUUAGUUCACAGGGGUUCACAGCCUAAACUGAAGAAAACAGUUAAGUAUAAUAUUUAUUGUUGAUUUUUGAUACAAAGUAUUUGAUCAGGAAUGCUCAUCAAAGAAUAUCGAAUUUGUAUGCCAUUAACAGUAGAAGAGUACAAAAUUGGGCAGCUGUAUAUGAUUGCACGGCACAGUCUCGAGCAAUCAGAUGUAGGAAACGGUGUGGAGGUAAUCGAGAACAAAGAAUGUUAUGAUGAAGAGCAUGGUAAGGGGCAGUACACGGAGAAAAGAAUUCAUUUGUCUAGUAUAUUUUUUUUCCCUAUUGAGCCGUCUUCCUUACUGGAUGCAAUCGUUUUGUCCUAAGGUUUUCUAUAUUGUGGAGAAAGGAUGGAACUACUAUCCAUUCACAAUGACUGGUACGUAAGCCAUAUGUAA